ACUCUAGAUGGCUGGGAAAUUUAUCCCCAAUAUUCACACUUAUCUUUGCUUAACGAUAAUGUUACUUAGAUGCUAAAAGCCACGAUGCGAACUGCGUUCAGGAUGGUGUUAAAUAGUCGGUGUUAAUAAUAUUAAAAUAAUGUAACGUGAGGGGACGAGCUCGCUGGGCAACGUCACGUAAAGCAUUGUUGUGAUAGCUAUGAGCUAACCAUCAACAUAAUUUAUAGGCAACUAACCGACGUUACUGUAGGCUACGUUAUAAGCAGUAACAGCAGGGUUGACACACGCUUGUCUGUCAACUAAGCUCCACUGUGUUUUUUCAGGUUCAAUACAGAAGAAGGACAAUGGAAGAGAUAAAGACCGAGCCUGUGGAUUUUGUGAAGGAAUUCCAAGAAUACCUGACACAGCAAACCCAGCACGUCAACAUGAUCUCAGGCUCUGUUUGCGGAGAAAAAGAGCCGGGGGAGCCGUUUCAAGCCGUUGCGCCCAGGAGUGAGCAAAAUGGUCUGGAUCCGUCUGUGGAGGUGAGCCUGCCAACGGAGGAUGGGUCAGAUGUACAAAUGGACGGCCUGGAGAGGACCUGUGAUGGAAAGUACAAGUGCAGCUACUGCAGCUAUGCCAACAAGGGCAUGGCUCGUUUAAUAGAGCACAUCCGCAUCCACACAGGAGAAAAGCCUCAUCGCUGCCAGCUGUGCCCGUUUGCUUCAGCGUACGAGCGCCACUUGGAAGCCCACAUGCGCUCGCACACAGGAGAGAAACCGUACAAAUGUGACCUCUGUGCCUUCCGCUGUAGCGACCGCAGCAACCUGUCGCACCACCGUCGCCGCCGCCACAAGCUCCUGCCCACCAGGGUUGUCCGUUCUCCUUUCUCCAACAAGAGAAUUUUGAGCUCCUUACAGAAGAGAACAGGCUCACUGGGCUUCAACAGGCGACUACUCAUCAACUUCAACCCUCCCUCCAUGGUGAUGCCAAAGUCGGAUUAUCUGAACGACUUGUCUCACAAAGUCCACUCCCAUUUGAAUAGCAGUGAGUAUAAUAACCAUCCCAAGGUAGAUGAGAACGACACUCACAACAGAGGUGCUAAUGGUUUGACUUUUAAUAACCCACUGGACCAGCUGUCUACACUCGCUGGCCAGUUAACCAACCUUCAUCCUGAGUCCCAGACUCUUGCAUCCCCAGACAGGGAGUCCCUAAAAGACGAGAAGCCCAUCCUCAUACAACAGGUCUCUAGUGAACACGUCGCCAUGUGUUCAAAUGAAGCACAGACUUUACCACCUAAAAAUGAAUCUCCCACCUCAGGUCAUGGGAGUUGCAGUCCUGUUCCCGGCCUCGGAUUUGAGAGCACUCUUACUGCGAGCCGUAGCAACAGCCAGCCGAGCACACCGACCCCUGCCCUGAACACACCGGACCAACGGUUCUUACAGAAAUGCCAGCACUGUGAUAUUCACUUUCUGGAUAAUAUCCUCUACACCAUUCACAUGGGCUGUCAUGGCUACGAACAUCCAUUCCAGUGCAACAUCUGUGGUCACAUGUGCAUAGACAAGUACGACUUUUCAUGCCAUUUUGCCCGUGGACAACAUAAAAAGUGAUUCCUUGUAGCAACAUUGAUGCAUAUGGUCUUAGGUCUUUUUAUUUUCAGUACGUUGCUUGUACAGCAUCUAAACAUAGUGACACUGAUUUACAUUUUUUGUUAUGUACGGUUUACUAUUCCCUUAUCCUUUUAUACUCAAUGUACUGCAGUUCUACAUGGUUUUUAGCUUUUCCUAUUUGUUUUGGAUUGAUUGUUACAAAGGAUGGACAAAACAACAGAAACAUCUUGCAACAGCUCUGCAGUGUCAUUUCAACUCGUCCUACAUUCAGUAUUAGUUAAGGCAUUGUUACUAAUAUCCUUCUUUGUCAAUGCAGCUGCUUUUGUUUGACAUAUUAUCCUGAUAUUUUUAAGAUUUUGUUUUCUGUGUCUCAUAACUUUGCAGUGACCAGGAUUUCAUUCAGCUCCUAUAGUAAAUCACAAUAACAUAGACAGCUUGAUGUGAGACAUUUAAAACAAAUACCAACAGUAUUUAACAGUAAACAUCAUGAGCUUUUCCAGCUCAGUAUUCAUAAUGGGGCUGUUAAACAGUUAUCCAGCAUCUGCAUAUGGCUUGUUUGUCUGAAUACACACCAAAGUUUCCACCUCAGUUAAUAUUAGACGGAUACAUUACACUGUGAGAAACUAAAGUGGGAUGUUGCUUAAUUGUCUAAUCUGUUCAUGAGUUUGUGUCCAGGCAGAUUUAUUAUAAUACUGCCUGCUGUUCUGAUAUUUAUGUAUACCUCACUCGCAGCAGGUGUCAGUCAAAUCAGUAAUAUUUUAUAGAUAUUUUUUUCUUACUAAAUUAUACCCAUGGAACAAGUCUAUAUAAUUUGUCCUGAGUAGUUUUGUGGUACCACUUUUUAGAACAAAAUCUAAUUUCACUGUAGCACUGUUUUUAUGUGUAUAGUAGCAGAUGUUGAUACUAAAUAUUUAAUUGAUGUAGAUCCCUGUGACUCUAACAUGUAAUACGAAGUAAUGUUACUUUUUAUUUAAAUUUAAUAGUUUUUGAUUUGUGUGAAUCCCGGGGUUCAAAGGAAAUACUUGUUUGUAUGUAAUUAUCUUAUUAUGGACAGAAAGUAAAAAUUUGAGAU
This is a messenger RNA of Etheostoma spectabile (orangethroat darter), 2661 nucleotides long. Its product is annotated as zinc finger protein Pegasus. The record is from RefSeq and is a predicted model, not a curated record. Gene Ontology annotation, biological process: regulation of transcription by RNA polymerase II. NCBI's taxonomy places the organism in Eukaryota, Metazoa, Chordata, Actinopteri, Perciformes, Percidae. Bases 345 to 1589 code for a protein of 414 amino acids. Gene Ontology annotation, molecular function: RNA polymerase II cis-regulatory region sequence-specific DNA binding; DNA-binding transcription factor activity. The transcript is spliced from 3 exons.